AGUGGGUGAAUGAUAUCGCUAAAUGUUGAAAAUUAAAGCCCAAGUCCGAAACCAAAAGUUCGAACCCAUUUGGUCCAUCACUCCAUCUUCCACCAUUGACGCACCAGAAAGCAAAACUCCCAAUACCAGCGAGAGCAAAAAAAAGAUAAGAGAGAGAAAGAGGCUGCAAUAAUGGGAGUCAUGCAGAGGUUGCGGAUGUUUGUCGCUGAAGAACCAGUCGUCGCUGCUUCUUGCAUCAUCGGUGGCAUUGGGCUUUUCCUUCCAGCAGUGGUGAGGCCUAUGUUGGAUUCUAUGGAAUCAGCUAAGCAAGUACCUCCACCUCCUUUAAGUGAUGUUGUUUCUGGUGUUACUGGUAAUAAAGCUUGAAGUGGAUCAUGGAUGUGAGUCCUGUUUUUUCUUAUAUGUUUCCUUAUGUUCUGUUAAUGUGAGACAUUCUCUUUUAGGAAAUAAGCCAUUUUUUGUAUGAGCUAGAAAUAUCGAAGUUCAUGGUUUUCCAUUGUGAUUAUAAUGAAAAUGCACAUUGUAAUGAAAAUGAAUGUGAAACUUGCUUCACUCCUUUUUCUAUAGCAGAUUUCAAAUUCUCUAUUCAA
Messenger RNA from Beta vulgaris subsp. vulgaris (sugar beet), 590 nucleotides. RefSeq lists its product as hypothetical. Bases 172 to 366 code for a protein of 64 amino acids. Lineage: Eukaryota; Viridiplantae; Streptophyta; Magnoliopsida; Caryophyllales; Amaranthaceae. The record is from RefSeq and is a predicted model, not a curated record. The transcript has 3 exons.